Messenger RNA from Conger conger (European conger), 2572 nucleotides. RefSeq names its product BMP/retinoic acid-inducible neural-specific protein 3-like. The transcript is spliced from 7 exons. The record is from RefSeq and is a predicted model, not a curated record. Lineage: Eukaryota; Metazoa; Chordata; Actinopteri; Anguilliformes; Congridae. Gene Ontology annotation, biological process: positive regulation of neuron differentiation; negative regulation of mitotic cell cycle. The coding region runs from base 24 to 2279 and encodes 751 amino acids.
GACCUUCUCUCUCUCUCUCUCUGAUGGCUAUAUGGGAGUUCUUAAUACUGAGCCUUCAAUGCUGGAUUAUGGUUACUGCCAGCCUCUCUGAUCUCAGGGCCAGGGGGCCCCUGGACUGGCUCCUCUCCGAUAAGGGCCCGUUCCACCACUGUCAAGAGUACACCGACUUUGUAGAAAGGAACCGACUGGGCUUCUCUACCAGAUACAAAAUAUACAGAGAGUUUGGGAGGUGGAAAGUGAAUAACUUGGCUGUGGAACAGAGAGACUUCCUGGACUCCCCUUUGCCCCUCACUCCUGAAUUUAUCCGAAACAUACAACUUCUAGGACGACGACCAACCACCCAGCUGAUUACGGAAAACCUCAUUAAAAAAUAUGGGACUCAUUUCUUACUGUCAGCAACACUUGGAGGAGAAGAGGCCUUAACUAUAUUUGUGGACAAAAGAAAACUGAGUUUCAAAGCAGAGAGGAGUGACAACUCUAACAGCAGCACUUCCGUCACACUGGAGACACUCCACCAGCUGGCGGCCUCCUACUUCAUUGACAGAGAGAGCACGCUGCGCAAGCUGCACCACCUCCAGAUAGCCUCCACUGCCAUUAAGGUAACAGAAACAAGAACAGGCCCACUUGGUUGCAGUAAUUAUGACAACCUUGACUCUGUUAGUUCGGUACUGGUACAGAGUCCUGAAAAUAAAGUUCACUUACAAGGUCUGCAGGUUAUUCUGCCAGACUACCUGAGAGUCCGCUUUGUAGAAGCUGCUCUCAGUUACAUUGCCUGCAAUGGUGAGGGUGACUUUGUAUGUAAAGAUAAUGAUUGCUGGUGCAAGUGCAAUCACAAGUUCCCAGAAUGCAACUGUCCUUAUAUGGAUAUUCAAGCAAUGGAGGAAAGCUUACUUCGGAUUACUGAGAGCUGGAGCACACUUUAUAAAGAAUUUGAGGAUUCAGAUGAAUUCAAAAUGUUCCUGGCCAGACUCCCACAAAAUUAUUUCCUAAACAUUUCAACAAUACAGCAGUUGUGGUCAAUGGACAGUGUAUUUCAGCGCCGCUAUGCGCAGAUGGAGAGCAGCAUGAAUGGGCUGUUUGGAAGGGCUCAAAGAGUAGUGUACAAGCUAUUCAAUCUGAGCAAGAGGUGUCAGAAACAGCCACAAAUUACAUUACCCAAGAAAAGGAUGCAGACAUACUGGUUAAACUACUUCCAGUCCUUACUGUACUGCUCAGAGAACAACCAGCUUGGUUCAUUUUCUGAGGAGACACACAGCUGCAUUUGUGCAUAUGAGCAGAACUGCCAGCUUCCCAUGCCCUGCCCAAUAGGGGAAGCACAGGCCUGUGAUAUGUGUGCUGCGGACAACCUCACCCGCUGUGGAAGCUGCAACUCCGGCUACAUGCUGAGCCAAGGUUCCUGCAAGCCCAUGGUUGCGGACUCCACUGAAAACUACCUGGUUUUUGAAACAGACUUGCAGGAUCUUGAGCUGAAAUAUCUGUUGCAAAGGGUAGACAGGAGGCUUGAGGUCCAUGCCAUUUUCAUUAGCAAUGACAUGCGCCUUAACAGCUGGUUCGACCCUUCCUGGAGGAAACGUAUGCUACUUACUUUAAAGAGCAACAAGUACAAGUCCAAUCUUGUACAUAUGCUACUGGGUAUAUCCCUCCAGGUAUGCCUGACUAAAAACAGCACACUAGAGCCAGUACUAACAUUGUACAUUAACCCUUUUGGUGGCAGUCACUCAGAGAGCUGGUAUAUACCUGUAAGUGAGAACAAUUUUCCUGACUGGCAACCAACUAAGCUUCACCUUCCCCUGGAGUGCUAUAACUGGACCUUGACCCUGGGUAACAAGUGGAAAACCUUCUUUGAAACCAUUCAUAUCUACUUGAGGAGCCGUGUCAGGGCACAGAGCAGUAUCAGGAAUGACAGCUCAUACUACGAGCCCCUGGAGAUCAUCGAUCCCUCCAGGAACUUGGGCUACAUGAAAAUCAACAGCAUCCAAGUGUUUGGCUACAGCAUGCACUUUGACCCUGAGGCCAUUCGAGAUCUCAUUCUGCAGCUGGAUUAUCCCUACACACAGGGGUCACAGGACUCUGCACUGCUGCAGCUGCUGGAGAUCCGUGACCGGGUGAACCGGCUCUCACCGACAGGUCCACAGAGGUUGGACCUCUUUGCCUGCCUACUCCGGCACCGACUCAAACUGACAGCCAGUGAGGUGGCCAGGAUCCACUCCUCUCUGCAGGCAUACAGCAGGCGCCUGCCCAACUCUCUGGAUUAUGAGACCACUAAACUUUGUAGCUAACACUGACACAAUUGCAGUAUACUUAAAGAGGCUGUAUGUGUUGUUAAACAUUUAAGUAUUAUAUACAUUGAGCAGGAGAGGAAUCCUCUGCCUGUGGUCAAAAAAAGAUAAAAGAUAAAUGUAAGAUAUCAAAUUAUAUGAACCUGUUCAGAAGAAAAUGCUUAUUUGUAUGUACUGCAAGCAGUAAGGUGUGUGGGGUGUACAGUAUAUUACAUACAGUGUACAGUAUAUUUGUUUUUAUACGUUGUUUUUAUAAGUUCUGUUGCUUCAGUGACAAUUUUCACACUUGAAAU